Messenger RNA from Plasmodium yoelii, 864 nucleotides. RefSeq names its product PIR protein. The transcript is spliced from 3 exons. The coding region runs from base 1 to 864 and encodes 287 amino acids. NCBI's taxonomy places the organism in Eukaryota, Apicomplexa, Aconoidasida, Haemosporida, Plasmodiidae. The record is from RefSeq and is a predicted model, not a curated record.
AUGAAUAAGCAAGUGUGUGAAAAGUUCCAAGUUAUAAGGAACGCGAUUUUAGAUGAAGUGGACAGUAAAAGAAACUAUCAAUUUAAAAAUGAAAAUUUUUUAAAUAGUUAUUGUGAUAAUGGAUCAUGUGAUGGUUCUUUCGAUAAAAUUAGUGCUGGAUGUUUAUAUUUGUUUGAUGCGUUCUUUGGGGGUUAUAAACCGUUUAAUGAUGUUGCAAAUAGAAACAUCAAUAUUGUUGAUUACAUUUUGAUAUGGUUAAGGUAUAUGUUAGACCUUACCAGAAUUGGAGAAAACGACAAUAUAGACCCUUUUUAUGAAAUAUAUAUAUAUAAUGUUAAGAAGUAUAAUGAGAAAAUAGAUGGUGUUAGUGGUUAUCAGAAUUAUAAGGAUCUUAUCGAUAUAAAAAAAAAUUUGAUGAGUAUUGAUAUUAAAGCUAUGUCUAAAUUUUAUGAUGCAUUUAUAUUAUUAUGUGACAUUUGUACUGGGGUUGAUGAAAACAGCUCAAAAUGCGAUAAUAAUUUAGAAAAAGCUAAAAAAUUUGCUAAAAAAUAUGAUGAGCUUAAUGAAGAUUAUAAUAAUGGUAGAGACAACCCCUAUAAUCAAUUAUUAUCUACAUUAUCAUAUGAUUAUUAUAAUUUUCAAAGUAUAUGUAAUGAUUUUCCAUUACUUCCAACAUAUUCACGAAAAUUUGUAAUAAAAAGCACACUAAUUUCAAUUGGAUUUAUAUUUGUUGCCGUAUCAAUUUUCUUGGGAAUUGCAUAUAAGUAUUCGUUACUUGGAUUUCGGAAACGAUCUCAAAAGCAAUGUUUAAGAGAAAGAAUAAAAAAUAUAAAGAAGAAACUGAUCAUUAAUAAAUUAUUCUGA